This is a messenger RNA of Aspergillus sclerotioniger CBS 115572, 1488 nucleotides long. RefSeq names its product histidine phosphatase family protein. The record is from RefSeq and is a predicted model, not a curated record. The transcript has 2 exons. The coding region runs from base 1 to 1488 and encodes 495 amino acids. Lineage: Eukaryota; Fungi; Ascomycota; Eurotiomycetes; Eurotiales; Aspergillaceae. Gene Ontology annotation, molecular function: acid phosphatase activity.
AUGAGGGGCCUAUAUGAAGACCGGUCGGUCCGGCGUGAUGCCCGGCGCCGGAGACUGCAGCUUUGCAAGAAAUUGGUUUUGGUAGGCAUCAUGGGCGUCUCUGCGGUUCUACUUCCUCUGUAUUUGCUAUCCGGGAUUUCCUUCGGACUUGCAGUUCCUGCGAGAAACCAGUCCACGUGUGACACGGUCGAUCAGGGCUACCAGUGCUUCUCCCAGACCUCGCAUCUCUGGGGCCAGUACGCACCGUAUUUUUCUCUGGCAAACGAGUCGACCAUUUCCCCAGAGGUUCCGACUGGAUGUCGGGUUACCUUUGCGCAGGUUCUCUCCCGCCAUGGAGCCCGGUAUCCUACCGCGCCCAAGGGUAAGAAGUACGCUGCCCUGAUCGAGAAGAUUCAGGAGGAUGCGACUUCCUUCGAGGGAAAGUACGCGUUCCUGAAGUCGUACAACUACAGCCUGGGCGCAGACGAUCUGACUCCUUUCGGAGAGAAGGAGUUGGUCAAUUCGGGCAUCAAGUUCUACCAGCGAUACGAAUCGCUGGCCAAGGACAUUGUCCCGUUCAUCCGAUCCUCGGAUUCGAGCCGCGUGAUCGCCUCUGGAAAGAAGUUCGUCGAGGGCUUCCAGAACACCAAGCUCAAGGACCCUCGCGCUCAGACUGGCCAAUCGGCACCCAAGAUCAACGUGGUCAUCUCCGAGGCCAGCACCGCCAACAACACCCUCGACCCGGGCACCUGCACCGUCUUUGAGAACAGCGAAUUAGCCGACGACAUCGAAGCCACCUUCACCGCCACCUUUGUGCCCUCUAUUCGCAAGCGUCUGGAGAAUGACUUGUCGGGGGUGACUCUGACGAGUAAAGAGGUGACCUACGUGAUGGACAUGUGCUCCUUUGACACCAUCUCCACGGACACGGUCGACACCAAGCUCUCCCCUUUCUGUGAUCUGUUCACGCACGAAGAAUGGAUCAACUACAACUACCUCAAGUCUCUUGACAAGUACUACGGCCACGGGGCAGGCAACCCGCUCGGACCGACCCAGGGAGUGGGCUAUGCCAACGAGCUCAUCGCUCGACUCACCCACACGCCUGUCCACGACGACACCAGCAGCAACCACACCCUGGACUCCAAUCCAGCUACCUUUCCGCUCAACUCGACGCUGUACGCUGACUUUUCGCACGACAACGGAAUCACCUCCAUCCUCUUUGCCUUGGGGCUGUACAACGGGACCGAGGCGUUAUCGUCGACUACUGUUGAGAACAUCACCGAGACAGACGGAUACUCGUCUGCGUGGACGGUUCCUUUCGCAUCGCGGAUGUACGUGGAGAUGAUGCAGUGUCAAACGGAGGAGCCUCUGGUGCGAGUGUUGGUCAAUGAUCGGGUUGUUCCUCUGCACGGGUGUCGGGUUGAUGCUUUGGGCAGAUGUACUCGGGAUGAUUUUGUUCGGGGACUGAGUUUUGCCAGAUCUGGUGGUGAUUGGGAAGAGUGCUUUGCUUGA